Molecule: messenger RNA, 1681 nt
Organism: Entelurus aequoreus (snake pipefish)
Lineage: Eukaryota; Metazoa; Chordata; Actinopteri; Syngnathiformes; Syngnathidae
Product: inhibin beta C chain
Exons: 2
Coding region: 34-1317 (427 amino acids)
Biological process (GO): SMAD protein signal transduction; BMP signaling pathway
Cellular component (GO): extracellular region
Molecular function (GO): cytokine activity; growth factor activity
Source: RefSeq, a predicted model, not a curated record
CGUGUUGUAUGCACGCGUGUACGUGUUGCGCGCAUGGGUCUGUUUGCAGAUGCCUUGCCAGUAAAGUUCAUUCAACGCGCUCAUUGGUGCGUCUCUCCAACGUGUCACCACUUUUGCUGGAUUACCCAGCAGAUAUCUUUCCCCGCAGGACACCGGCAACAUCACUGCACAACUUGCUUGCCCCCCCCAAGUAAGGCCAUCUGCAGAGCCAAGGACGUCAUGGCGCAGUCUUCAUCCAUGCUCUUUUUCUUGCUCCUGGAGGCUCUGGUGGUGAGAUCCAGCCCGCCCGGCUGCGCGUCCUGCGGCCUCCUGGGCAGGGAUGCGGAGGAGAGGCUGAUGGUGGAGAUGGCCAAGCAGCAACUUUUGGACAAGCUGCACCUGAAGGAGGCACCCAGGAUCUCGCAGACUGUGCCGCGGGUCGCUCUGCUCACUGCGCUGCGCAAACUGCAGUCGGGGCGCGUCAGCCAGGAUGGAACCUUGGAGCUGGACAACAGUGUGGCCGUCAAAGACCAAGGCUAUGAAAUUAUCAGCUUUGCGGAUAGAAAUGAAAACAACCAUGAGGACAAGACCAACCUCACCCUCACCUUCCAGUUCCUGCAAGAACACGGCCACAGUGUCCAGGUGCUGCGGUCCUCCCUUUGGGUCUAUGUCCGCUCCUCCAAACAGCCUUUCCGAGUGCCGGCCCGCGUCUUCCUGACUGCGGACGGCGGGGCAUGGCCCCCCAACCGCACCCUGGUGAUGGAGAAGAUGCUGGAGGUCCAAGAGAGUAACUGGCACACCUUCCCCAUCAGCCGCACCCUGCAGGCCUUCCUGGAUGGCGGCCAGAAGCGUCUGCGCUUGGAGGUGAUCUGCAAAGAGGACGGGAGGAAUCUUUGCGCGCCGGAGAACUCCCCCGACACGCCCUUCCGGCCCUUCCUGGUGGCGCAGGUGCGUCUCCGUGACGACCCCGCCAAACACUUGCUGAGGAAGCGCUCCCUGCGGUGCGGCGACGACGUCACCGUGUGCUGCAAGAGGGACUUCUACAUUAAGUUUAAGGACAUCCAGUGGCACGACUGGAUCAUUGCGCCCGAGGGCUACCACAUGAACUACUGCUUGGGGCAGUGCCCCCAGCAUCUGUCCGGGUCGCCCGGCAUCGCUUCCUCCUUCCACGCCACCGUCCUUAGCCAGCUGAAGGUCAACGGCAUCAACACGGCGGCGUCGUCUUGUUGCGUGCCCACUGAGCGCCAGCCUCUAUCCAUGGUGUUCUUCAACUCCCAGCACAACAUCGUCAAAACAGACAUCCCGGAUAUGAUAGUGGAGUCCUGUGGAUGCACAUAAGAUGUACAAAUAAUGUAUCGUUAUUUACACGCCCGUUGGGAUAAAAAUGCUUCGGAAUGCAUGCUAGCAUACAGUACAGGCCAAACGUUUGGACACACCUUUCUUUAUUUUCAUGACUAUUUACAUUGUAGAUUGUCACAUCAGAACUAUGAAUGAACACAUGUGGAGUUAUGUACUUAACCAACAAAGGUGAAAUACCUGAAAACGUGUUUUAUAUUCUAGUUUCUUCAAAAUAGCCACCCUUUGCUCUGAUUACUGCCUUGCAGACUCUUGGCAUUCUCUCCAUGAGCUUCACUUGAAAUGGUUUUCACUUGAUGAAAUGAUAAGUGUGACCGGCAUACUUGCCAACCUAGAGACCUUUGAA